Lucilia cuprina (Australian sheep blowfly) is the source of this 2312-nucleotide messenger RNA. It is a transcript of the gene mthl5, whose product is annotated as probable G-protein coupled receptor Mth-like 5. Gene Ontology annotation, cellular component: membrane. Lineage: Eukaryota; Metazoa; Arthropoda; Insecta; Diptera; Calliphoridae. Gene Ontology annotation, biological process: cell surface receptor signaling pathway; G protein-coupled receptor signaling pathway. The transcript has 7 exons. The record is from RefSeq and is a predicted model, not a curated record. Bases 487 to 1908 code for a protein of 473 amino acids. Gene Ontology annotation, molecular function: G protein-coupled receptor activity.
AGCUGGCUUUCAAAUUGGAUGGAAAUAAAAUGUGAACAACUAGAUGAUACGAAAAUAUUUAGUACAUAACUAAAAAAAACAAAAUAAUAAUAAACAUUGAUUGUAUAAAAAAGAACAAUGUUAUUGUUAAGUAAUUAUAAAUAAACAAAUAUAUAAAAUAAUAAAGGAAAUUGUAAAUAAAUUAUAUUUAACAAGAGCAACAACAAAAAUCUUGUAAAUUUUUGUAAUACAGCCUACAGUAAAUUUAAACAAAAGACUUAAUGCAGCGUUAAUGUUUAAGUAUUGGUUUUGAAAGCAAAAAAAAAAAACAAAAAUAUUUAAGAUUGUGUCGGCAAAUGGUUGAGUGUCCAAUUGAGCAAUAAUAUCACACAAACCCGAAAGAGAAACAAGAACCGAUAAAGAGAGCUAUUUAAUGAAUGUUAUUUAGCCAGUUAGUCAGUGGAACAGCAGCAGCUAAAUCUAUUUAAUAACCAAGUUAAAAACAGCAUGGCCAAAAUAUCCAUGAAAUGGUUAAUCUAUACAUUUUGCAUAUUACUACAUCAGCAGACUGCCACAAUUGAAGCAAAUUUACAAGAGGAAAAUCACAUUGAUGAGGAUGUAGUUUGGGUGAAUAAAUGUUGUGAAAAAUUCGAAAUACGUAUAGAUUCGGUAUGCAGCCAGGUGAAUGAAAGCGAAUACUUUCAACCCAUGUUUACCAGCUACAAUGGGGAACAUAAUAUGCCGGUAAAAUUCAAAUUUGUUAUUGGUUUACCUGCUUGUGGCUCAAUGCAAACUUGGCCCAUUUAUCAUUAUCAAGGGAGUGCCGAUAAAUUAGUUUUAUUAGAUGAUGGUAAAUUGCGCCACUAUACCAAUACCGCCGAUGAAGCCUCGGAUCCUUCUAUAAAUGACUAUGGCGAAGAGUUGGCUGAAGAAUCUAAACCAUAUUUUUAUGAUUAUGGACGUGAUCAAUAUUGUAUAGAUAGAGCCAUUUCUACGAACGGUGAUCAACGUCAAGUGUUAUUUGCUAAUAUUUGUUUAGCUAAAAAAGAAAUCAAAUGGACCGAUUCAAGUUUUUUGAUGCGUAAAAUCUUAAAUCCCAUUUUUCAUGUUAUAGCGCUGAUAGUAUUGUUGAUUAUAGCAAUAGUUUAUUUUAUAUUGCCGACUUUGAGAGAUUUAGUGGGCAAUAUAAUCACUACAAUUGCCGUUUGCCUGAUGGUAGCCCAGGUGGCCGAUCUAGUGCGCAUUUUUACGGAAUUUACGAAUCAUGUUUCAUUUAUAGUGGCCGAUAUUAUUCUAUAUUUUAGCAUAUUGGCAGCCUUCUUCUGGCUUAAUAGUUUUGGCUAUUAUAUCUGGAAAACAUUUCGUUCGCGUAAUGUUUUUCUUAGAGUAACAGAUGCCAGGAAAUAUUGUUAUUAUUCAGUAUAUGCUUGGGGUUCUACGGCUUUCAUGGCGGGUAUGGCAGUAUUUGCACAUUUCUUUUUAGAUGCUGACACGUAUAAGAAACAAAAUGUGGUGGCCGAACAAGAAACGAUGGGUUGGUUGGGUAUAGCAAUAUUUUUUGCUCCCAUAGCCUGUACCAUAUUGGUGGAUAUAUUUUUCUAUGUAACCACUUUGAAGUUAAUAAAUCGACGUAAUGUUUACGGACGCAUACAGCAUAAAUUAAAAGCCAAUUUCAUUAUGUUUUCUUUAAUGCUUUUGAUUAUGUCUAUCAGUUGGCUGUUUUUAUGUUUAUCUUGGUUAAAAUUCGAAGGUCUUUUGUAUGCCCACAUUAUUGUUAAUGCCAUACAAUCUCCCCUACUGCUGUACAUAUGUGUUUUGCGACAGAAACAUGUUACGUUUCUGCUGAAAAAAUCUUGCUGUUAUAAUGAACCGCCUUCGACAAAUGAUUGGGGCGAUGAAAUGCACUAUAUGAACUGCAAUGAUUAUUAGUUUUUAAGACUAAAGUAUGAACUGAUAUUUUUUUUUUUUAAUUUUAUUAUACACUUUGAAUUUAUAUUGAAAAUAUAAUGGCAACUAAACAACAUUAGUAUUAAGUUAUACAAAAGAAGUACAACUCUUAAAUGAAUUCCAAUGCUCGCGCUGCUCUCUAUUUAGGUUUUCUUUAUGAUUUUUAUAAAUUUUCUUAUAUAUUUUUGUAUUUAGCAAAUAUUUUAUAUUUAAAGGGAUAUUUUAAUGGACUCACCUAAAUGUUAGGCAUUUAUUGUAUUUAAAAACAAAUUUAACGAAUAAUUUAUACAUUGAAUGUAUGAAAAAUGUAAUUUUAAUUGAAAUUAAGAUGAUAAUAAAAUAAAGUGUACUUAAUUGAUAUUAAGAGUUUAACACGAAAACAAUGA